UGCAAUAUGAUUUUUCCCUUACUUGCGUUUGGCUUAAACUGUUGACACCAAGCAUAGUUGGAGUCCGUUGUCCAAUCACAUCCCCAAUAAUUUGAUUUUCCUGAAAGAAUUAAAUGACCAACGGUGUUUGAAAUAUCGCUGCAGAACCAUCAGCAACCUUUCUCCUCUAACUCAUUUCCUUGGCGAUGGUUUUGGUACUGGUCAUUGGCGAUCUUCACAUUCCGAACCGGGUGCACGACUUGUCACCAAAGUUCAAAAAGUUAUUGGUUCCUGGAAAAAUACAGCAGGUCAUUUCCACUGGCAAUAUCUGCGACAAAGAAACCUUUGAUUAUAUUCGCUCCAUUUCUUCUGGCGAGGUGCACAUUGUAAAGGGAGAUUUUGAUACAAACCCAUCCUUCCCGCAAUCAAAGGUCAUCACGCAUGGACCCUUCCGCGUUGGCGUCAUUCAUGGACAUCAAAUCGUUCCUUGGGGAGAUAAGGAGGCUUUGAAUAUUACUGCUAGGCAAAUGGAGGUAGAUGUUCUUUUGUCAGGUCAUACCCAUCAGUUUGAUGCAUACGAGAGUGAAGGUAGAUACUUCAUCAACCCUGGUAGCGCAACUGGUGCAUAUUCAGGUCUUCCUGGCAGCGCUGAUGCUGUUCCUUCAUUCGUGUUGAUGGACAUUCAAGGCUCUACGCUCUUCAUAUACGUUUAUAGGCUCAUAGAUGACGAUGUCAAGGUCGAGAAGAUCGAGUACAGAAAGGAGAGUAGGAUGUUGUAAUAACAAUAAUAAUGGAUGGAUAUUCAACAGUUUAAUCUAAAGCAUGCUUUUAUGGUU
This is a messenger RNA of Umbelopsis ramanniana AG, 815 nucleotides long. RefSeq lists its product as uncharacterized. The coding region runs from base 186 to 758 and encodes 190 amino acids. Gene Ontology annotation, biological process: intracellular protein transport; retrograde transport, endosome to Golgi. The transcript is spliced from 5 exons. The record is from RefSeq and is a predicted model, not a curated record. NCBI's taxonomy places the organism in Eukaryota, Fungi, Mucoromycota, Umbelopsidomycetes, Umbelopsidales, Umbelopsidaceae. Gene Ontology annotation, cellular component: endosome; retromer complex.